CAUAUUUCACUAUUUAUUUAGCCCAUUUUCUCAACUCUCUCUGUUAGCAAGUUUUUGUCAGUGGAAAUAUUAAUGGUAGGUUGAGGGUCACUAUAAAGGAGCGUAUCCUCCCUCUACCCUUUCCUACAAAAACCCAUUCAUUACUCUCCUCUUUCUCAUCAACCUCUCCCUUUUCUCUCUCUCUCUCUCUCUUAAAUUGCUUGUCGCAGCCUCUUCUUUCCAAGAAUCAUCAUUCAUCACCUACUACUUCAGUGGCCCUUCAACAAUGUCAGAAGAAAGUACCUGCAGCAACUCCUCUUCAUCUCCACCAACAUCACCAUCUUUUCCCGCUGCCGCCUCCGCCGUCAUCUCUAACACUUCUUCUAGCAAGUCCAAAACUCAAGACACAGUAGACAGAAAACCAAAAAGAGCAAUAGAUAGCAAGCACCCUGUCUAUAGAGGUGUUAGGAUGAGAAGCUGGGGCAAAUGGGUAUCAGAAAUCCGCGAACCCCGCAAGAAAUCACGUAUUUGGCUUGGAACAUUCCCUACAGCUGAAAUGGCGGCGCGUGCUCACGAUGUCGCCGCCAUGAGCAUAAAAGGUAACUCCGCUAUUCUAAAUUUCCCAGAACUCGUUGAUUCGCUUCCCCGUCCAGUCUCAUUAGUGCCACGAGACAUUCAGGCAGCCGCCACUAAAGCUGCUUCAAUGGUCGAGUUUAACUCAUUAUCUUCUUCAUCAUCAUCUUCUUCAUCAUCAUCUUCUUCGUCUUCGUCAUCAUCAUCGAUAUUAUCAGAAUCAUCAUCCUCGGUGUCCGUGUCGGACGAUGUGUCAGAAUCAGAGGAAUUAAGCGAAAUCGUGGAGUUGCCAAAUAUAGAAGGGAGUUUUGACUUGGCCCAACCGCAGAACGAGUUUAUAUUGUUUGAAUCAGUGGAUGGGUGGGUAUAUCCGCCAGAGGACAUGUAUGGAGAAUUCUCUGACCAGUUGUUGGGAUUGGAGAGUUUGAUUUCCAGCAACCUCGGAGCUUCUGUUUGGAACUAGAAACUAAGUCGGUGUCGUCUUUUUUUUUUUAAUUUUGAUUUUUUUUUUUUACUUUAUCAGGUUAAUCAUAUUGAUUUUAGCUUUUAACUAGAUGCCAAAUGUUUGGCUACUUCUCCUAACUGGUCACUGCUGCUACUGUAAUAUAAUUUAUACUGUUCUACAUUUCUUGUUCAUGACAAUAAUAAGUAGAAUUGUUGGCUUUCA
Molecule: messenger RNA, 1219 nt
Organism: Hevea brasiliensis (rubber tree)
Lineage: Eukaryota; Viridiplantae; Streptophyta; Magnoliopsida; Malpighiales; Euphorbiaceae
Product: ethylene-responsive transcription factor TINY
Exons: 1
Coding region: 266-1015 (249 amino acids)
Biological process (GO): regulation of DNA-templated transcription
Molecular function (GO): DNA binding; DNA-binding transcription factor activity
Source: RefSeq, a predicted model, not a curated record